CCCACCUCCCCUCCCCCCCGCGCCGGGCAUGCGGGGCCCGCUGGGCACCGAGGAGGAGCUGCCGCGGCUGUUUGCCGAGGAGAUGGAGAACGAGGACGAGAUGUCAGAAGAAGAGGAUGGUUGCCUUGAAGGCUUCGACGACUUCUUCCCUGCGGAGCCCGUGAGCCUUCCCAAGAAGAGGCCCAAGAAGCUGAAGGAGAGCAAGUCCAAAGGGAAGCGGAAGAAGAAAGAGGGGAGCAACGAUGAGCUGUCGGAAAACGAGGAGGACCUGGAAGAGAAGUCGGAGAGUGAAGGUAGCGAUUACUCCCCUACCAAGAAGAAGAAGAAGAAACUCAAGGACAAGAAGGAGAAAAAAGCCAAGCGGAAAAAGAAGGACGAGGAUGAGGAUGAGAAUGAUGAUGGGUGCUUGAAGGAGCCUAAAUCCUCGGGACAGCUCAUGGCUGAGUGGGGCUUGGACGACGUGGACUACUUGUUCUCGGAGGAGGACUACCACACCCUGACCAACUACAAGGCUUUCAGCCAGUUCCUGAGGCCACUCAUCGCCAAGAAGAACCCGAAGAUUCCCAUGUCUAAAAUGAUGACUGUCCUGGGUGCCAAGUGGCGGGAAUUUAGUGCUAAUAACCCCUUCAAGGGCAGCUCUGCAGCAGCAGCAGCAGCAGCAGUGGCCGCAGCUGUAGAGACAGUCACUAUCGCUCCGCCACUGGCCAUCAGCCCCCAGCAGGUCCCUCAGCCUAUGCCCAUCCGAAAGGCCAAGACCAAAGAGGGCAAGGGGCCUGGAGUGAGGAAGAAGAUCAAAGGCUCCAAAGAUGGGAAGAAAAAGGGCAAGGGGAAAAAAGUGGCUGGGCUCAAGUUCCGCUUUGGAGGAAUCAACAAGAGGAAGAAAGGCUCCUCGAGUGAGGAGGAUGAGCGGGAAGAGUCAGACUUGGACAACGCCAGCAUCCACAGCUCAUCCGUGCGCUCUGAAUGCUCCACAGCUCUGGGCAAGAAAAACAAGAGGCGGCGCAAGAAGAAGAGGAUUGACGACGGCGAUGGCUAUGAGACGGACCACCAGGACUACUGCGAGGUGUGCCAGCAGGGCGGGGAGAUCAUCCUGUGUGACACCUGCCCGCGGGCCUACCACCUGGUCUGCCUGGACCCGGAGCUGGAGAAGGCUCCUGAGGGCAAGUGGAGCUGCCCACACUGUGAGAAGGAGGGGAUCCAGUGGGAGCCGAAGGAUGACGACGACGAAGAGGAGGAGGGCGGCUGCGAGGAGGAGGAGGACGACCACAUGGAGUUCUGUCGCGUGUGCAAGGACGGCGGGGAGUUACUGUGCUGCGACGCCUGCCCAUCCUCCUACCACCUGCACUGCCUCAACCCGCCGCUGCCCGAGAUCCCAAACGGUGAAUGGCUCUGCCCGCGCUGUACUUGUCCUCCACUGAAGGGCAAAGUCCAGCGGAUCCUACAUUGGCGGUGGACAGAGCCCCCAGCCCCCUUCAUGGUGGGGCUGCCAGGACCAGAGGUGGAGCCGGGAAUGCCCCCACCCAAACCCCUGGAGGGCAUUCCUGAGAGAGAGUUCUUUGUCAAGUGGGCUGGACUCUCCUACUGGCACUGCUCCUGGGUGAAGGAGCUACAGCUAGAAUUGUACCACACGGUGAUGUAUCGGAACUACCAAAGAAAGAAUGACAUGGAUGAGCCGCCACCCUUUGACUACGGCUCUGGUGAUGAGGAAGGCAAGAGCGAGAAGAGGAAGAGCAAGGACCCGCUCUAUGCCAAGAUGGAGGAGCGCUUCUACCGUUAUGGCAUCAAGCCUGAGUGGAUGAUGGUGCACCGUAUCCUCAACCACAGUUUCGACAAGAAGGGGGAGGUGCACUACUUGAUCAAGUGGAAAGACCUGCCCUACGACCAGUGCACGUGGGAGCUAGAUGAUGUUGACAUUCCCUACUAUGACCACCUGAAGCAGGCCUACUGGGGCCACAGGGAGCUAGUGCUGGGAGAGGAUUCCAGGCUGCCCAAACGGCUGGUCAAGAAGGGCAAGAAGCUGAAAGAUGAUAAACAGGAGAAGCCUCCGGAUACACCCAUUGUGGAUCCCACAGUCAAAUUCGACAAGCAGCCGUGGUACAUUGACUCUACGGGUGGCACACUGCACCCAUACCAACUGGAGGGCCUCAACUGGCUGCGCUUCUCCUGGGCCCAGGGCACCGACACCAUCCUGGCUGAUGAGAUGGGUCUUGGCAAGACGGUGCAGACCAUUGUGUUCCUCUACUCACUGUACAAGGAGGGUCACUCCAAGGGGCCCUACCUGGUCAGUGCACCCCUAUCCACUAUCAUCAACUGGGAGCGUGAGUUUGAGAUGUGGGCGCCUGACUUCUAUGUAGUCACCUACACGGGAGACAAGGAGAGCCGCUCUGUGAUCCGUGAGAAUGAGUUCUCCUUUGAGGACAACGCCAUUCGCAGUGGGAAGAAGGUGUUCCGCAUGAAGAAAGAAGUGCAGAUCAAAUUCCACGUCCUGCUUACCUCCUAUGAGCUCAUCACCAUUGACCAGGCUAUCUUGGGCUCUAUCGAGUGGGCCUGCCUCGUGGUGGAUGAGGCCCACCGGCUCAAGAAUAACCAGUCUAAGUUCUUUAGGGUCUUAAACAGCUACAAGAUCGACUACAAGCUGCUGCUGACGGGGACCCCCCUUCAGAACAACCUGGAGGAACUCUUCCACCUCCUCAACUUCCUGACUCCAGAGAGGUUCAAUAACCUGGAGGGCUUCCUGGAGGAGUUUGCUGACAUCUCCAAGGAAGACCAAAUCAAGAAGCUGCAUGACCUGCUGGGGCCGCACAUGCUCCGGCGGCUCAAGGCCGAUGUGUUUAAGAACAUGCCAGCCAAGACAGAGCUGAUAGUUCGUGUGGAGCUGAGCCAGAUGCAGAAGAAGUACUACAAAUUCAUCCUCACACGGAACUUCGAGGCGCUCAAUUCGAAGGGGGGCGGUAACCAGGUGUCACUGCUCAACAUCAUGAUGGAUCUGAAGAAGUGCUGCAACCACCCCUACCUCUUCCCUGUGGCUGCUGUGGAGGCCCCCGUCUUACCCAACGGCUCCUAUGACGGCAGCUCCCUGGUCAAAUCUUCGGGGAAGCUCAUGCUGCUGCAGAAGAUGCUGAAGAAGCUGCGGGAUGAGGGACACCGAGUGCUCAUCUUCUCCCAGAUGACUAAGAUGCUGGACCUCUUGGAGGACUUCCUGGAGUAUGAGGGCUACAAGUAUGAACGCAUUGAUGGAGGCAUCACUGGGGGCCUCCGGCAAGAGGCCAUCGACAGAUUCAAUGCCCCUGGAGCCCAGCAGUUCUGCUUCCUGCUCUCGACACGUGCUGGUGGCCUAGGCAUCAACUUGGCCACAGCAGACACUGUCAUCAUCUACGACUCGGACUGGAACCCGCACAAUGACAUCCAGGCCUUCAGCCGCGCCCACCGUAUUGGCCAGAACAAGAAGGUGAUGAUCUACCGCUUUGUGACGCGGGCCUCGGUGGAGGAGCGCAUUACGCAGGUGGCCAAGCGCAAGAUGAUGCUUACACACCUAGUGGUGCGGCCAGGCCUGGGCUCCAAGUCGGGCUCCAUGACCAAGCAGGAGCUGGACGACAUCCUCAAGUUUGGCACGGAGGAGCUUUUCAAGGAUGACGUGGAGGGCAUGAUGUCCCAGGGCCAGAGGCCUGUCACACCCAUUCCUGAUGUACAGUCCUCCAAAGGGGGAGCCCUGGCUGCCAAUGCCAAGAAAAAGCAUGGCAGCACCCCGCCAGGUGACAACAAGGAUGUGGAAGACAGCAGUGUGAUUCACUAUGACGAUGCGGCCAUCUCCAAGCUGCUGGAUCGGAACCAGGACGCUACGGAUGACACAGAGCUGCAGAACAUGAAUGAGUACCUGAGCUCCUUCAAGGUGGCGCAGUACGUGGUGCGCGAGGAGGACGGCGUGGAGGAGGUGGAGCGGGAGGUGAUUAAGCAGGAGGAGAAUGUGGACCCUGACUACUGGGAGAAGCUGCUGCGCCACCACUAUGAGCAGCAGCAGGAGGACCUGGCCCGCAACCUGGGCAAGGGCAAGCGCAUCCGCAAGCAGGUCAACUACAACGACGCCUCCCAGGAGGACCAGGAGUGGCAGGAUGAGCUCUCGGAUAACCAGUCUGAGUAUUCCAUCGGCUCCGAGGAUGAGGAUGAGGACUUUGAGGAGAGGCCAGAAGGGCAGAGUGGACGGCGACAGUCCAGGAGGCAGCUAAAGAGCGACAGAGACAAGCCCUUACCACCUCUUCUUGCUCGAGUUGGGGGCAACAUUGAGGUGCUGGGCUUCAAUGCCCGCCAGCGGAAGGCCUUUCUGAAUGCCAUCAUGCGCUGGGGUAUGCCCCCCCAGGAUGCCUUCAACUCUCACUGGCUGGUUCGUGACCUCCGUGGGAAGAGCGAGAAGGAGUUUAGAGCCUAUGUGUCCCUCUUCAUGCGGCACCUGUGUGAGCCGGGGGCAGAUGGCGCGGAGACCUUCGCAGAUGGCGUGCCCCGGGAGGGCCUGUCCAGGCAGCACGUGCUUACACGCAUCGGGGUUAUGUCGCUGGUUAGGAAGAAGGUUCAGGAGUUCGAGCAUGUCAAUGGAAAGUACAGCACUCCAGACCUAGUUCCUGAAGGGCCCGAGGGCAAGAAAGCAGGCGAGGUGAUCUCCUCAGACCCCAACACUCCGGUGCCUGCCAGCCCUGCUCACCUGCCACCAGCCCCGCUGGGCCUGCCAGACAAAAUGGAUGCCCAGCUGGGCUACAUGGAUGAGAAGGAGGUGGGCAUACAGAAGCCAAAGCAGCCCUUGGAAAUCCAGUCCCUGCCACCUGCCCUGGACAGAGUAGAGGGUGACGACAAGCGUGAGAACCUGGACAGCAAGGACAGAAGCCGAGAGGAGCGGCCAGAGGAGGCAGAGAAGGCCCAGGCCUCCCCAGAGCAGCUGCCAAAAGAGGAGGCGCUGCCGGACAAGGAGCCCAGGCCGGAGCUAAGCCUGAGUCACGGCACAGGGGGCAGCAGCGAUUUCAGGCCAGAUGACCCCAAGGCUGAGGAGAAAGAGCCCAUGGAGACACAGCAAAAUGGUGACCGAGAGGAAGACGAGGAGGGGAAGAAGGAAGACAGGAAUGGGAAAUUCAGAUUCAUGUUCAACAUUGCAGAUGGAGGCUUCACAGAGCUGCACACGCUGUGGCAGAAUGAGGAGCGGGCUGCUGUAUCCUCUGGAAAAAUCUAUGAAAUCUGGCACCGCCGCCAUGACUACUGGUUGCUGGCGGGCAUUGUGACCCACGGCUAUGCUCGCUGGCAGGACAUCCAGAAUGACCCACGGUACAUGAUUCUCAACGAGCCCUUCAAGUCUGAGAUCCAUAAGGGUAACUACCUGGAGAUGAAGAACAAGUUCUUGGCCCGCAGGUUCAAGCUGCUGGAGCAGGCGCUGGUGAUUGAAGAGCAGCUUCGGAGGGCUGCGUACCUCAACAUGACCCAGGACCCCAACCACCCAGCCAUGGCUCUCAAUGCCCGCCUGGCCGAGGUGGAGUGCCUUGCCGAGAGCCACCAGCACCUGUCCAAGGAGUCCCUUGCUGGGAACAAGCCUGCCAAUGCUGUCCUGCACAAGGUCCUGAACCAGCUGGAGGAGCUGCUGAGCGACAUGAAGGCGGAUGUGACGCGCCUGCCCUCCAUGCUGUCCCGAAUCCCUCCAGUGGCCGCCCGCCUGCAGAUGUCAGAACGCAGCAUCCUGAGUCGUCUGACCAACCGAGCGGGUGACCCCACCAUCCAGCAGGGUGCUUUCGGCGCCUCCCAGAUGUACAACAACAGCUUUGGGCCCAACUUCCGGGGCCCUGGACCAGGAGGGAUUGUCAACUACAACCAGAUGCCCCUGGGACCCUAUGUGACCGAUAUCUAGCUGUCCCCGCGACUUCCCCUGUUGCAGCGCUCGUCUCCAGCUGAGCCAUGCUUGCCGGGCCACCCGCCCAACCACCACAGGAGAGAAAAGCUACUGCCUUCUUGGGAGUUGGUGCCACCUUGGGACAAAAAGGGAAACCUAGUGAUGCCAUCACAUGGAGGACAAGAGCCCAGAAGUGCCACCUGGUCAUAGUUCAAGUGCUCUUCUGCACAGCGGCCCACUCACGGCCGCGCCGGACACACUCCUGGUUACCUUUUCCAGACUGGCUGACUUCUUAGGAGAGACUUCGUUUCCCUGUUCUCCUGCGCCUUCCUCCUGAAGAUGCAAAUAUGUUUAUCUUGAUAAAAAUUGGUUGACGAAUGGAAGAUUCUAACCUGCAACGCCCCCACGUGUCACCAGCCUCCAGCCUUGAAGGGAAGCUCUCUGGAGACCCUGGCGUUGCCCUGCAGACUUGCCCCAACUAGGGAGAAGGCAGCGUCCCAUGUCGGUGUGUCCCUUGCCCCUGUCUGCACCUGUCCCCUGCCAACUUGGGACCCUAGUGUCAGCUGAGUCAGGUCUGAGGAGUGGCUGCCCAGCCUGGUGAUGCCUCGGUCAGGGUACGGUGUUUCCUACCUCCUUCCUGUCAGGGCUAGGGACCACCAGGUAGAUUCUACCGGCUGGGCAUAUGUCUGCCUCUGGCCCAGCAAAGUCUUGGGACUCUGAUGGGUGGGUAUUGAUCCCACUGGUGUGCGUCAGGCUGAAGUGAGGGUACCUGGGAGGAUGAGGCAGGCCUGAGCCUGGGUCAGAGCCUCUGCAGGAGUUCUGUGGGUUUGCUGCCUGAAGGGGUGUGAUGUGAGAAGGUGGGUGCUAGUUUGGUAAAAAAGGCCAUGUUUGUUGGGUGGGCCAGGAGACCCUGGACCUAGCCUGUGUCCUGGAAGUUCUAUCCUAUUCCUCCCCGGGCACAGACUUCCCUGUGCAGUCUCCUGAACCACAGGCACCAGAGAGCCAGUCACCCUUGGGGCUGGACUCACCACUGUUCUCCUGCCCUCCAAGAGGCCUAGAUUUAGGGUACUUGAUGUAUAAGACAGGGGCCAUAGGUGCCCUUGCUGGUUCUUGGAGGGUUUGGAGGCAGAGGAAUGGCCCCAGUGGCUUCUUUAGACCUUUCUAGAUGGAGUCUCCCAGGCUGCUGGCCUUGUUAGCUGCAGGGCUGCCCUGGAGUAGGACUAUUUCCCACUUACCAGUAUUGGAAUGCCACCUUGAAUCCUGCUCUAUCCCAGCUUGUGGUACCAUGGAAUGGCCUACAUGGAGGUGGGGGGUGGAACCCCCAGUCCCUGAGCCUGUCUGUGUCUGACACUCCCUGUGGGUCCCAGCUCAACCUGGAGACUGUCAAGGCUUGAGCUGGGAGUUUCCCAGGCAGCUAUGUGAGCUGCGGCUAAGCUGCCGUGGGGUUCAGAAUCUGCUGAGGAUGCAGAAGGGCCUCUAGGGGGACGUCACCUGGGCUUAGGGUGUCUGAAAAGGGCUCAGACUCCAUUGGCUGAAGGCAGAGUGAGGGACGCACAGUAUCUCUGAAUCUCCCAGGGUCUAUAGGGUGGCCAGGAGUGGGAUAGGUCUCCAUGGCUUGUUACCCAGCCUUCACUAAGCUCCCGAUGUGCACACCUGUAACAUGGUUCCUCAUCGGAACCCCUGGAGGGCUGGACCCCCAUGGCCUCUUCCAUUGUGACACUCCCAAACUCCACUCUUGAUUCGUGCCUCCGAAGCCAGCCAGCACUCACUGCAGUGUGCGAGAGCAGGGUGGAGAGGACCCUGGAGGUGACAUGGGCAAGUACGAGCUGAUGAUGAGUGUCGGACCCCACCGCCCAGAAAGAGCUGCCCUACCUGUGGUGACCUGCCACCAGCCUGCUCCCCGGCACAGGGCAUGUCGUGCCCUCCCCUUGAGCUAGAUGGUCAGCCCUGUGGCUAUCCUCACUGGGACUCGCACUAACCUCCAUCCCUGGCUGCGGUGGACCAAUCUGGGAAAGGAGGCUCCUUUCCAGGGGCCAGUUUCUUUGCCCUGGAAGUCUCACUCUGUCCCUCCCCUUGGCUCUGGCCCCUUGGCCUUCUCUUCCCCAUAGCCAGGCUCCCUUGAGGCUCACUGGCCCGGGAAGGGCUGUGUUCUGUAAGACCAGUAUCCGGGAGGCCCCGGAGGGUGGGCUGCCCAGGCUGGGUGGGCCAGCUGUGGAGAGGAGAAAAGAUCCUUAAGGGUGUUCUUGUCUUGAUCCCUCGGUUGUCUCUUGAGAGCGUCAUGGUGGGACGGUGUCAGGCUGCCUCUGCUCUGUCUGCUGGGGUCCUUGUGCAGAGCAGAGUCUGAGGUUGUUACCUGUGUUCUUACGUCUCUGGCCACUUUGGUUCACCUAGAACAGUGGGUGUCUGAUAGUUCUCCAGCGACAUGGGAGUUUGGAUUAGAGUCACCACAUCUGGAGGGUACCAGUUUCACACAUGCAAAGCACUUCUGUCUCCCUAAGACCCAAUGUGACAAGAGGUUUCCUGAAAGCCACUUUUGAAAUGCCACUUGUUUCUUGCAAAUUUGGCUCCCUGCCUCUAUGUGCCAGCUGAAAAGACUUGGCCCAGUGGCACCUGUAAUUGUCUUGGGUCCCAGAGCUUUUCAGGGCCUGUGAGAGGGGUGGGACCUGUUUAAUGGUGGGCUUGGGGACCAGGAAGCUAGCAACCCUAUAGGGCAGGGCAGGUGCCAGUUGCUUGGAGUCUCCAGUGUGUGCUGGGACGGGGCCUCGUUGGGGGAAGGCUAGGCUGACGCCCUCUGUAUCCUGGGUGUCUUGGCCUGUCCCCUACAAGGGUGGAAGGUCAUCCUUCCUCCAGGAUGCUCUCGCGCAGAGCACAGCACUGUGGGGAAAGCUGUCUCACCCUAUUUUAUAUACCCGGAAGUUUACAGAUUGUGGUGCAUCAGCCCAAAGUCGUCGGCGUCAUUGUGUUUAUGGAUUUUUCCCCCCCUUACUUUUCAGAUUUUUUUUAAAACAAAGUAUUUUUUUAGGUGCGAUAACCCAGAAAGGGCCCGUUGGGUGUGUGUGUAUGUCCUGAACUCUCCACAUAGGGACGGGAGCCAGUCCAGAGGCAGCUCCUGGCCCAGCCUGGAGAAGGAGGGAGGGCUGUUUGCUACCUACCGGAGCCAAGAUGGGCUCUGGAGGGAGGCUCUCUGGUUGCCCUAGUCAGGCUGGCAUCCCGCCUAGCCAAGGGGCCUGACCCUUUCCCCGAUCAGCCCAGGCUGGUGAAGGGGGACUGGAGCUUGGUUGCGGUCUGGAGGCUCUCAGCAAGGGGUCCCAGGGGCAGCUUUGGAUCUGAGCUCCCCAGCAGGUUGUGACAUGUCCUGGCUUGGCCUGGGGGGAGGCUGGACAGACUAACCAACACAGUCACCUUUACUUCGUACUCUGUGUGUAUGUUUUGGUUUCUGUGUUUUAAUAAAUCCUUUGGGAAGGGGU
This is a messenger RNA of Jaculus jaculus (lesser Egyptian jerboa), 9327 nucleotides long. It is a transcript of the gene Chd5, whose product is annotated as chromodomain helicase DNA binding protein 5. Gene Ontology annotation, biological process: negative regulation of transcription by RNA polymerase II; chromatin remodeling. The record is from RefSeq and is a predicted model, not a curated record. Lineage: Eukaryota; Metazoa; Chordata; Mammalia; Rodentia; Dipodidae. Gene Ontology annotation, molecular function: histone binding; ATP binding; chromatin binding. Gene Ontology annotation, cellular component: NuRD complex; chromatin; nucleus.